Molecule: messenger RNA, 1556 nt
Organism: Haliotis rubra (blacklip abalone)
Lineage: Eukaryota; Metazoa; Mollusca; Gastropoda; Lepetellida; Haliotidae
Exons: 2
Coding region: 85-1269 (394 amino acids)
Molecular function (GO): metalloendopeptidase activity; zinc ion binding
Source: RefSeq, a predicted model, not a curated record
UUCAGUGUGCGAACCUUGGUAGUUGUGUUGGCUGUCAAAGUCGAAAGGAAUAGAGUUACCUUUUCUGAGCUGAGACAAGGAAAUAUGACUAUUAGAAGCAUUCACGCUUUGAUAUUUAGUUUAUGUCAUGUCCUCCCAUCGAAUUGUUUGGUGUGUACAGACCCAAGAGACUUACCACAGUUUACCGACAAUGUGACAGCUACAAGUGAACCGUUUCGGACAUUCAAGGGUAUUGGUCCUCUGCAGUGUGUUAAGGAGUGCCUACUGAGGACACAUUGUAGGAAUAUCUCCUACAACAUCACGACUGCUACCUGUGCUCUUCACAAGUCCGAUACUGUGAUAACUGGAGGUGAAGGUGAGAGUGAAUUAUACAGUGACGUCACUUCCUGGCCUCAAAGGAUGGCUGGUGAAUGCGCUCAUCACGACUGCCCCCUGAACACAAUAUGUCAGCCUCAUGAAGAUAAAUACAGUUGUUAUACACCUGAAUGUCUACCUCCAGCUUCAGUAACAGAUUCUGAUCCAUUGUUUGUUGAAAACAACUCUUUGACCUACCCAGUUGGCGAGGUAGUGGAGUACAGAUGUCAUGCUGGACAUUUACCUGUUGGCAAACGUCAAUGUCGUGAGGAUGAAACCUGGUCACCUUUCAUUUGUCGUAAAAUACAAAGAUGUGUUCAACUAUCAACAUGCAAUUCCUCUUACACAGUUGAUGAAUACUGGCUAUUUAAGGAUGAUGAUGGGUAUAGCAAAGUAAAGAUGUAUUGCAUCAAGGGAACGAAGAAUUGGACACAGUAUGUGAGUUUGUUGGAUAACUACACCUCGGUCAUGGCAGGACCACCAGAAACAUGUCAUGUCCAGUAUGACAGCGACACAGUUGUGUAUGGAAAACAGACUUUAUCAAAGAUUGCUGCUAAUGAUAAGGAAAUACGCCAAUUUGCCCGCCGCAUAUUUCAUGAAGGCGACACCAAAUAUCCACCUCUGGUCACUGGGGAUUGCAGCAUGGAGAAACAACUCUGUGAUGUUGGCCCAAGUUUCUUCAAACUCAAUCUCACCGGAACUGGACUCAUUGUGGAUGUUGUUGGAGACUGGGUUGUCUCAGGGGAAGGGUCCAUCAACGUCACGAUAUCUGAGGACAGUCGCAUCAUAGAGGGAACUUGUAAGGGAAGAUGUGUUUUGUGUUAUCUGGAAGGGAAUGUUAACCUUAAAGUAGAUCCAGCUUAUACUCCUCCCUUGGAGAGUGCCAUCAUGCCAGUCUGUGACCAGGACCUGUGAUCCGUACACAGUAGCAAUCUGAUACUUUAACUGCUGAAAGUUAUUGGGAAUCAUUCUGUCGGCGGAAUCCCCAACUUUUUAAGUUAACUUGUCUGGAUCUAUGAAGUAGUAACAUCAUUGGCUUACGGUAUGAGUUCCGCAAACUGUAUGUUAGAUUAUUGGUGACAAGGGUGCGUGGUCCGAAACAAGCAUAUCGCUAUGAUCGUGGCAUUUCUGUAUUGCAUGUAUUGAGUUAGAAUAGCCUGAGCGGAAAUAUCGUAGAUCACACAUUCAUUACCCUUUGAUCG